Molecule: messenger RNA, 579 nt
Organism: Arabis nemorensis
Lineage: Eukaryota; Viridiplantae; Streptophyta; Magnoliopsida; Brassicales; Brassicaceae
Source: the annotation of a GenBank genome assembly
AUGUGCAUUGAGCUGCCUCACUGUAUGAAAGAAUUAGCUACCCUGGGACUUUCACAAAUGACUAGGGAGAGUUCUGCUUUCAAAAUGGGUCGUACACUUGCUCUUGACAAUGGGCCAGAUAAGUCAUCAAGGGUGAAGGACUCAAUCAACCGAGGAGGGCGUGAUAACCCGGAAGAUGGUGAUAACGGAGAGCCAGAAGAUGGUGAUAACGGAGAGUCUCAAGAAGAUGGAGGAGAACCCAGUGAAAACGGAGAGUCUCAAGAAGAUGGAGGAGAUCCCACCACCAACACCACCAACUAUUGGUGGGACAUAGAGAACGCGGGUGUCCCGAAUGAUCUUUUUAUCAGCGAUCGAGUUCAUCCAAGGGAUAUGAAUAAUGGUGAUGGUGCAGCACUAGUCUAUAGCAAGUUCGUGGACAACUUGGAACGAAAUGGGUUCCAUGGACCGUUGAGCAUAACCAUUGUGGCAGGCUACAUUGACGAUAAUAAUUCGGUACUCGAAUAUUUGAAGAACAGUGACUUCUUCACAAUAUGCUAUGCCAUCGACUUCAAAAGAAUCAAGCAGCGGACCGAAGAUUGA